UGCGCGUGCCUGGGCCCGACUCAAAAGAACGCCAUCUUUGAUUUCCUUUCUUUCACGAUUGUAAACAAAUUGAGAAAGAACGCGAUCAUUGCUCCUCAAGGGAUCAUCAUUGUUCCUUCUACACUCACCAACAAGACACUAGAAUAAAACCUUGAGCUUCUUCACAAAUGAUGGGAGAUGUUUAUGCUCAGUCGCCCAGUAACUCUGAGGCAGCUCAGCUUCUGGCAACUUUUUGGCCUCGGCAGAUGCAAGACAUUAGGAACAUGUCAACGAAUGAUUUUAAGAUUCAAGAGCUGCCUCUAGCCAGGAUAAAAAAGAUUAUGAAACAAGAUGAAGAAGUCAAGAUGAUAAGUGCUGAGGCACCUGUCCUGUUUGCGAAAGCUGCUCAAAUAUUUAUUAAUGAGUUGUCGUUAAGAGCCUGGAUACACACAGAAGACAACAAGCGACGGACACUUCAGCGCAAUGACAUCGCCAUGGCAAUUACCAAGUUUGAUCAGUUUGAUUUUCUAAUUGAUAUUGUCCCACGAGAUGAGCUGAAACCUCCCAAAAGACAGGAUGCCAUUCGGCAAACAGUCGUGGCCCCUGAGCAGGUCCAGUACUACUUCCAGCUGGCCCAACACCAUGCAGUCUCCAUGCAACAACAACAGGGACAACAACAGAUCCCAGGCCAGGUCCCGCAACAGCAACAGGUGGCUGCUGCGGCAGCUGCGGCAGCCACAACGACAUCUCAGCCACAAGCGAUCAUCACAAGCAUGCCACAGCAAGUGGUCAGCAUGGCUACGACUCAAGCCCAGAUGAUUCAACAGCCACAAGCGCAGGAGCAGGGUGGGACGGAUCCACAGUAUGCCACGCAAAUCCAAUUCAACUCCGCUCAAAUGCAGUACUUGAGAUUACAACAAUUGCAAUUACAACAACAGCAGCAGCAACAGCAAUCCACACAAGUAACCACGCAACAGGGUGACCAGACUCAACAACAGCCAGCACAACAGACACAAGCGGCACAGCAACCCACAGAGUUCACAUUUACCUCUGGCGGCCAGAUAUAUCAAAUACAGCAACACCCACACUCUGGUGUGACCACAGCAGUCGCCAUAGCAACCGCACCCCAACAGCAGCAGCAACAACAACCGCAACAACAGCAAUUUAUACAGCAACAACAACAGCAGAAUCAAGAUCAAACAACACUAGCGACAACCGAGCAACAAGCUCAACAACAACAGCCUCAGUGAGGAUACAGAUCAGGUUAUCUGGUUGCACCAACACAUGCGCUCUGCACCUACUCGCUUACAGGCAACCUGGGCAUGACUAAAGAACGCUAACAUGAUAUCGCAGAUUGCAUUCACACAGAAAAACCUUGCGCUUACACGGGAGGGAUUAUGGUCCCGAAUGUAGCCUUCUUUUGCUCCGCCACGGGAAACAACGCCUAUGGACCUUGUCAAAACUGACAAGCCUGGUCACAACCGGCAAGUAAUAAACGCUAACACUUGGCUUUUUGGUCAAAGCCCUGGAUGCGAUCUCGUUGGGUGCUUAGCCCUGGGCAAACGAGUAUGGACACUUUGCUAACAGAGCAGGUGAACUACGACACAAAGGGAAUGAUGGCAAAGCAUGUUGCAGAAUACUCCACAAUCCGCAAGCAGCAAAGCAUUGUUAGCUUGGUGGUGGUAAAGGCAAAAAUAUACGUUUACUUAAGCACAGAUUAGGUUUGACUGUCGAAUUCGUUGUAUCGCGAUUUGUUUAUGUCUUUUCUGUUCCGCCAGUCAAAUUAUUCUAAGCCAAUCAGAUUCUUGCCAUCUCUCGCCUAGUACAGUUGCCUGGCUUUCUGUCGCGACACUGGUUUUCGUCCAGAGUAUAGCCAGGGAAGUGCACAAAGCGAGUCUCUGAAUGGUUUUACUGACGGAACAGACAACCAAAACAAAUCGUGUUUUGAAAACGCGGGUCGCGAUACCACGGAUUUGACAGUAAGACCCUAUAAUGAUACUAAUCCCUUGAUUUUAGACGCUUGGAACAAGACUAGUAUCCUCAUGCCCUCCUCCCACCACCAAGUUCUUAUAGGCCAAUGACUGCCCCUAAAAGUUACGAGUACGUCACUAGGGGCCUGUUCAUAGAAAGCAGGUUAGCGCUAACCCAGGGAUCUCGAAAUUCGAUUGGAUAAAAAGGGCAUUCAACCCUGGGUUAGCGUUAACUUGCCUUCUAGGAGGCCAGCCCUUUUGAAGUACAGACCUCAGUUUUACAGUAUCACCUUAACAGCGUCUUUGUUAUCACAGAUUCAUGUAUUGCAUUCUCGCUACACGCUCACUAUAUUCUCAGCACUAAAUGUCGCGUCGCAUUAUUUUAUAGCUAAUAAAUUACUAUUCUAUGCA
Molecule: messenger RNA, 2360 nt
Organism: Nematostella vectensis (starlet sea anemone)
Lineage: Eukaryota; Metazoa; Cnidaria; Anthozoa; Actiniaria; Edwardsiidae
Product: nuclear transcription factor Y subunit gamma-like
Exons: 11
Coding region: 168-1229 (353 amino acids)
Biological process (GO): regulation of DNA-templated transcription
Cellular component (GO): nucleus; CCAAT-binding factor complex
Molecular function (GO): DNA binding; protein heterodimerization activity; DNA-binding transcription activator activity, RNA polymerase II-specific
Source: RefSeq, a predicted model, not a curated record